UUCAUACAACAAGCGUGGCGGAUUCAUAUAGCGAUAGCAGGCUGCUGAAAAAGUAUUCGAAAUAGAUUAAAAAUUGUAGUAAAAGUGUAAUUCUUAAAGCGUACUGAAAAACGGUAUACAUAUAUAUAUAUAUAUAACUAUUAGAACAAAUACUCGAAUACUCGGCGAACUACUGCUAUAAAAGUUAAAGUUUAAAAAGCAACAGCUAAAAUGGUCAAAGAAACGGGCUAUUACGAUCUGCUGGGCGUGAAGCCCAACGCAACACCUGAUGAGCUGAAGAAGGCCUACAGAAAAUUGGCGCUGAAAUACCACCCGGACAAGAAUCCUAAUGAGGGUGAGAAAUUCAAAGCAAUCUCGCAGGCGUACGAGGUGCUCUCCGAUGCGGACAAGCGUCAGGUGUACGAUGAGGGCGGUGAGGCGGCCAUCAAGAAGGGUGGCGCCGAUUCCGGUGAUUUCCGCAAUCCCAUGGACUUCUUUGAGAAGUUCUUUGGCGCCGGUUUUGGCGGUAGCGGCGGCGGUCGUCGUCGUGAACGACGCGGCAAGGAUGUGGUUCACCAGAUGUCCGUGCAGCUCGAGGAGCUGUACAAUGGGGCAACGCGCAAACUGCAGUUGCAGAAGAAUGUGAUUUGUGACAAGUGCGAGGGUCGCGGAGGCAAGAAGGGCAGCAUCGAGAAGUGUGUCCAGUGCCGCGGCAACGGUGUCGAGACACGCGUGCAACAGAUCGCGCCCGGCAUUGUGCAACACAUCGAGCAGGUGUGCCGAAAGUGUUCCGGCACCGGUGAGACCAUACAGGAGAAGGAUCGCUGCAAGAACUGUAACGGACGUAAAACUGUGCGGGAGCGCAAGGUGUUGGAAGUGCACAUCGAGAAAGGCAUGCGGGAUGGUCAGAAGAUUGUAUUUACAGGCGAGGGCGAUCACGAGCCCGAAUCUCAACCGGGUGAUAUCAUAAUAUUGUUGGACGAAAAGGAGCAUACAACGUUUGUACAUGCCGGCACGGAUCUGAUGAUGAAAAUGCCACUCCAGCUGGUCGAGGCGUUGUGUGGGUUCCAGCGCAUUGUCAAGACGCUGGAUGAUCGCGAUCUGCUCGUGGCCACGCAACCUGGCGAAGUUAUACGACAUGAAAUGACUAAGUGUAUCGCAGAGGAGGGCAUGCCCAUAUUCAAGAAUCCCAUGGAGAAGGGCACGCUAAUCAUUCAGUUUGAGGUCAUUUUCCCCGAUGUGAUCAACCCAUCAGUUAUACCGACGCUCAAGCAGUGCUUGCCACCGGCGCCAGAGAUUGACAUUCCAGUUGAUGCAGAGCAUACAGUUUUGGAGGACUUUGAUCCCAAACAACGUCGCCAGCAACACCAGCGCAUGGCCUACGACGAGGAUGAGGGUGGCUAUCAAGAUGGACCGCGCGUUCAACAGUGCACAUCCAGUUAAGCGGCCUACACUUAAAACUACAACACAAAAACGAUAUGGAGUGUAUACGCUCGCCCUGCGUUCUAUUGUAACCUAAAUCAAGACGUCUUAACACCCUGAAUCUAAACCAGUUGCUGCCCCCUGAACACAGGCGCCUAACAGAACAACACCUGGCACCACCACCUCCAACAACACCAACCACUAUAGCACCGGUACCACCAUUCGAGUGGCAUUCGCAUUCAUUGUAAUAUCCCAAGCAAAAUACACUCGCAAACAUUUAACAUAAAGAAGCCGAAAUUUAAGAAACAAAUUUGAAGUUAUAUGGCUUAGGAUCAGAGAUAUGCUCUUCAGACUACGAGAUAUGCUAAUUACGAUAUUUAGGUAUAAAAACAAAACAAACAAAAAUACUUAUCAAAAUAUGCACAUUUUUAACGCGUGGUUCGAAAACUAUAUAUAUAUAAAACUAUAAGUAUAUUGUUUUAUUCCGUUUAUAUUGAGUUGGAUAUGAGUUGACAAUAGGAGCCCCAAAACAAAAAAACAUGAAAAACAAAAAUAAACCUUAAAUCAGUCGCCACUAGAACCGCAUAUUAAAAGUCCGCGCACGAUCGCGUCUAGGAACAAGUUUAAGUUAUUUAAUUCCAGCAUAAAUAAAUAAAAGCGUUAGAUUAAACGGAUAUAACAAAUAAAAUAAUUAAUACACAAUUUCAACCUAAAA
Messenger RNA from Drosophila montana, 2116 nucleotides. It is a transcript of the gene Droj2, whose product is annotated as DnaJ heat shock protein family (Hsp40) member A4-like. The record is from RefSeq and is a predicted model, not a curated record. Gene Ontology annotation, molecular function: Hsp70 protein binding; ATP binding. Gene Ontology annotation, cellular component: cytosol; cytoplasm. The transcript has 4 exons. Gene Ontology annotation, biological process: response to heat; protein refolding. The coding region runs from base 211 to 1422 and encodes 403 amino acids. Lineage: Eukaryota; Metazoa; Arthropoda; Insecta; Diptera; Drosophilidae.